CUUACACUUCCUUGAGCUAAGCCGCGAACCCAUGUCUGAAAGAGGAGUUGAAGAUGACCCACUGUUGUCAAGGAAACGCUUGGCAUUUCCGGUUUGUGAGAGAAACACUGAGCGGCAACAACGAUUUUUAUUCAUCGGGAAAUGAUGGAUUUAGCGAAAGAGAAAGCGGCACGUCUGCUGAAGAAGCGUGCAAGUGUGUCUUCACUGGGCAGUCAUGAAGUCAGAGCUAAAGAUACCAUUGGAAAAACCAAAGACUCCAUCAGCACUGUGUCCUACAUUGAUGAGCCCGGUCACCAUGACGAUAUUCCAAGGCCAACAGUGCACAUGGAGAACACCUAUCAGCUCACACCACCACAACGUUUCCCAGUGUCAACAGUAAAAGACAUUCUGAAGGAUGUGUUGACCAGUUACCUACAGGAGGAGAAAUAUGAAGCUGACCUUUGCAGACAAAUGACCAAAACAAUCUCUGAGGUUGUCAAGGCCAGAGUAAAAGACCUGAUGAUUCCUCGCUAUAAAAUCAUAGUCAUCAUUUGGAUCGGUCAGAUCAGAGAUCAGAACAUUCGCAUGGGGAGUCGAUGUCUGUGGGAUGCGACACAUGAUACUUACUCUUCACAUAGUUUCAAAAACAACUCGCUCUUUGCCGUCGCCAAUGUCUAUGGUGUUUACUUUGAAUAAUACGGUGAGAAUUGUAAAGCCGGGUUUUAGAACUGUGUGUAACCGAAGACAUCUGACAUGGAUGCUGUCAAAUCCUGUUGAAUGUCUUAGUGGCCUUCAAUAUGGAAAGGUUGUAAAUCAUCCAAAUGUACGAGACUGCCUGAUUUUUCCUGUUCCUAAGAAUAUCUCAUAAUUAUCAGCUAACAUGUAACCAACAUGCAAAAUAACUGGUGAAGUUUCAUAUACAGACUGCAGACCGGGUGAGAACAAGACAAACUGAGUACUGUACAACCACAAUGUGUAAAUUGUUUGUAUUACCUUUCUUGCAUAAAUUGUUGCAAUGGAUUUAUUCUCUGAUUCUGUAUAAGAAUACUCUUAUGAAAAAUUCUCCCAGAUGUAUACUUGUGUUAAGGAAUCUGGGUGAACAGUAUAUAUAAGCAGCCACAGCCAGCUCAUAAUUUUUGCCUUAUUCUAAAAUUAUUUAUUUUUAGUUAAUAAACGUAUAGGCCUGC
Molecule: messenger RNA, 1166 nt
Organism: Triplophysa dalaica
Lineage: Eukaryota; Metazoa; Chordata; Actinopteri; Cypriniformes; Nemacheilidae
Gene: dynlt5
Product: dynein light chain Tctex-type family member 5
Exons: 5
Coding region: 142-675 (177 amino acids)
Biological process (GO): microtubule-based movement
Cellular component (GO): cytoplasm; cytoplasmic dynein complex
Molecular function (GO): dynein intermediate chain binding
Source: RefSeq, a predicted model, not a curated record